CCGAUGAAAGAGAGCACUCUGAGAGAGGUGUGCGAGUCGCUGUGUCCAAUUCAGAAGGUACCUUACCUGUGUCAAUGCAUGUUGCCGCUUGUCAAACAAAAUUUCGACGUAAACUUAUCAAAGCUUUGAACUGCUGUUUAGACUCUUGACUUACCAGAGAAAUGGAUAUAUUAUGGUGGUGGCUACAGAUUAAGCACAAAACGUGAUAUGGGAUAUUAGUGCAAACAGACUUAUGUUCUAGAUAUGUGGAGUGAAAUGAAUGGAUGCAAUUAUAACUUCCGUUUCACUAUAGUUUUACGACACUGGUUAUUUUUAAUUGUUCUUUUUCACAUUUCUUCGCGGUUUAUUACGUGCUUUCGUGCCGUUUCAGGGCUAUACAUAGAUUCCAAGCAUCAGUUUGACUUAAUUGAUGGCCUUCGGAUUUAUAACAAUAGUUAUCCUGGUCUUUCUAUAGCUGAAGGCAUCCAUCACCUUUCCCCUGCUGUCCUUUUACAAGGUGAUGCAAGGCACCUAAAGUUGCCUGCAGAGAUGUUGCAGAAAGUCACACAACGUUUGUCACAAACAAAUGAGUUUAGUUUCAUUGCAACUUUAAAGCAAGAAGAGAGAAACACUGGAACAAUUAUAUCAUUCUCUGAAGGAAAUGACAGGUAAGCUU
This is a messenger RNA of Stegodyphus dumicola, 655 nucleotides long. Its product is annotated as protein kinase C-binding protein NELL1-like. The record is from RefSeq and is a predicted model, not a curated record. Gene Ontology annotation, molecular function: calcium ion binding; heparin binding; protein binding. NCBI's taxonomy places the organism in Eukaryota, Metazoa, Arthropoda, Arachnida, Araneae, Eresidae.